Messenger RNA from Erythranthe guttata (spotted monkey flower), 1017 nucleotides. The record is from RefSeq and is a predicted model, not a curated record. Lineage: Eukaryota; Viridiplantae; Streptophyta; Magnoliopsida; Lamiales; Phrymaceae.
AACAUUUAGUUUGAGAUUUUCCAAUGGCUUUUACUAAGCAAGUUGUCGUGUUUCUUGUUUUCGUCGGCAUAUUCAAUAUAUGUAAUGCUCAAGGGUUGAAACUCGGCUUCUACAAGAAGACGUGUCCAUCUGCUGAGGCGAUUGUGAAAAAGGAAACGGCAAAUAUUAUUUCUCUUGCUCCAACUCUUGCUGCUCCUAUUCUCAGAAUGCAUUUCCAUGAUUGUUUUGUUAGAGGGUGUGAUGGUUCUAUUCUACUGAACUCAACAACAAACAACCAAGCUGAGAAAGAUUCAUUUCCCAAUCUAUCGCUUAGAGGAUUCGGAUCUAUCGAUAAAGUGAAAUCCGCGGUGGAAAAGAAGUGCCCCGGUGUCGUUUCUUGUGCCGAUAUAUUAGCUCUCGUCUCACGAGAUGCAGUUUCACUUCUGCAUGGAGCAUUCUGGCCAGUACCUUUGGGAAGAAGAGAUGGAAGAGUGUCAAACAGCACAGAGGUUUUGUUCAAUCUUCCACCUCCCUUUUUCAACAUCACCCAAUUGAAAGCUAACUUUGCCUCAAAGGGCUUGAAUGCAAAGGACCUUGUUGUUCUCUCAGGAGGCCACACCAUAGGAACAUCACACUGUUCGAGCUUCACUAACCGGCUAUACAACUUCACGGGAAGAGGAGAUAGCGACCCGUCGUUGGACUCGAACUACGUCGCUCGUCUUAAAACCAGAUGCAGCGCAACGGAUACCACAACACUCGUCGAGAUGGACCCCGGGAGUUUUAAGACAUUCGACACGGAUUAUUACAGCCUUGUCGCUAAAAGAAGAGGUCUUUUCACUUCGGACGCAGCUCUUCUUACCGAUUCCGAGACUAGGGCUUACGUCACCAGCCAUGCUACUCCUCGGGGUUCGAAGACUUUCUUCAAGGAUUUCGCUAAGUCAAUGGUGAAAAUGGGUAAGAUUGGUGUUCUGACCGGGAGCAGGGGUGAAAUUAGGAAAACAUGUGGUUUCGUUAAUUAAUUAAUUAAUUAAUUUUUGG